AUGAUAGAUGAGAACUUUGCGAUUAAACAUGAUAGACGAGGAAUUUUAAGUAUGGUAAAUGAAGGUAGAAAUACGAAUUCUUCUCAAUUCAUGAUAACUUUUCAACCAGCUCCUUGGAUGGACUGCAGAUACGUCGCCUUCGGCCAACUUCUAGAGGGUCUCAGAACGCUGGACGAAAUGGAACAGGUCGAAACCAAUAAUGAUCGUCCCUGUAGAGACAUAAAAAUAACCGAAAUUAAAGUUCUUAACCCCAAAGAUAUAUACUCAAAGCUCGAAUAA
This is a messenger RNA of Rodentolepis nana, 279 nucleotides long. The record is from the annotation of a GenBank genome assembly. NCBI's taxonomy places the organism in Eukaryota, Metazoa, Platyhelminthes, Cestoda, Cyclophyllidea, Hymenolepididae.